AGUCGGUCCCCGGAGGCCGCCGAGGCGGGGUGAGUGUCGCGGACGCCGUGAGACCAUUCGCCGCUCCGUGUCUCCGCCGCUGCGAGAGGCGGGCUGCUGUGCUGUGGGUCGUGUUUACUGUGUGUGGUGGCUGGUGUUCUUAGCCCGGACUACUCGCUCCGACUGGUACCGGGAUCUACAGGGAGUCGACGCUGAGACUGCGGUCUGGAGCAGCUCCGGCCGACCCGUCACCCGCCGACCUUUGGCCGGCCGCGCGAGAGCGCCAUGGCCUCGGACCGGCGCGGUAGGAGGGACCUGGGCCUGGAGACACAGGUCAAAGACCUGCGGCUGCAGCUCAAUGAGCAGCUGCGGAGCCUGGACCUGCGGGUCGACACACAGACGGCCGUCGUGGCCGAACUCCAGGAGUACUUCCGCCGCCGAGCCGAGGUUGAGCUGGAGUACAGCCGCAGUCUGGACAAGCUGAACAAGUCGCUGUCACAACGCCACAAGGAUCUCAAACAAAAGCGGGAGCAGAUGCACCUAUUCUCGUCGUACUCGUGCUGGCAGCUGCUGAUGAACCAGACCCGGCAGGAGUCGCGCGAACGAGCCGCUCUCAGCGACGUCUACGCCAACGUCAUCACCAACAAGCUCUCCCGCAUCAGCGACGACCUGCAGCGCAUCUACAAACGGUGCCGGCAGAUCUGCUCCGAGUCCCAUGAAGAGCUUUUAAAGGUGCUACAUGAACUGCAAGUGUCCACCAAGACGUACAACAUGUACUACACCCAGUUCAGCAACGCCGAGAACAAACUGCAGUAUGUGGAGAAUCAGCGAGGCAAGCUGGAGCUCAGCAUUCCAAAGGAGAAGCUGGAGAAAUCGCGCAAGUUCAAGCUGGUCGAGAAGGAAAUACUGAAGCGGCGUCACAAGUACCAGGAUACCCGGCUGAAGGCGCUGCAGGCGCGCAACGACUUCCUGCUGGCGCUGGAGGCGGCCAACGCCGCCGUGCACCGCUACUUCGCCGACGACCUCUCCGACAUCAUGGACUGCAUGGACGUGGGCUUCCACACGGGCAUCGCGCGCGCCCUGCUCAUGACCAUCUCGGCACAGGAGUGUGUCAUGGCCGGACAGAAGGCGGGCAUCGACGGCCUGCACAAGACCAUAACGGGUCUGGACUCGCGGCUCGAUAAACAAAAGUUUAUCGAGGCCAAUAAUAAUCCGUUCAUGCUGCCCAAGAAGUUUGAGUUUACUCCGCAUCGGGGCGACCAGACUUCCCGGUACGAGGUGGACCCGGAGAUCCAGGAGGAGACGCAGAAGCGGUACGACGCGCUCUGCCGGCGCAUUACCUCCCUGCGCACCUCCACGGAGGAGGUGUGGAAGACCAUGGAGACGGCCGAGCGCUCCCUGGUGGCCAUGGUGGCGACGGAUGAGAUGGACGUGCGCAGUCUGUUCCGACCCACCGGCGCUCAGAGGACGUCGGACGUGGCGCUGGCCAAACUGCGGGCCAACCACGAGGAGACGGAGCAGUUCUAUAUGACGAAAUUCGCCGAGUACAUCGGCGAAUCGAAUCUGAUCGCGCGUCUGCAGGCCAAGUACGAGAUCCUGCGCGCCGGUCUGGGCGAGCACACCACCCAGCUGAACCGGCUCAGUCGCAGCAUCUGCGAGAAGCCGCGGAGGAAGCGCAUAGGCCGCGCGCCGGCCAGCGGCCAGCCGCGCCUCUUCGGCGGCAGUCUGGAGGAGUAUCUGGAGCUGAGCGGCCAGGAGAUCCCGCUCAUCGUCCGCUCCAGCGUCAGGGUCAUCAACCUGUUCGGACUGCACCAUCAGGGCAUCUUCAGAGUGUCGGGAUCACAGGUGGAAAUCAACAACUUCCGCGACAGUUUUGAGCGCGGCGAGGACCCGCUGGCCGACGUCACGGACGCCUCCGACAUCAACUCAGUGGCGGGCGUGCUCAAGCUGUACCUGCGCGAGCUCAGGGAGCCCUUCUUCCCGACACUCUACUUUGACCAGUUCAUGGAGAUUGCCCAGCUGCGCAGCGCCGAUGAGAUGACGGCGCGGAUCCGGGAGGUGGUCGCCUCGCUACCUCGGCCAGUCUUUGUCGUCAUGCGCUACCUGUUCGCGUUCCUCAACCACCUGUCUGAGUUCAGUGACGAGAACAUGAUGGAGCCCUACAACUUAGCCAUCUGCUUCGGGCCGACGCUGCUGCCCAUUCCCGAGGACAAGGACCAGGUGCAGUACCAGAACCUGGUGAACGAGCUGAUGAAGCACAUCAUCCUCUGUCACGAGGAGAUCUUCCCUCGCGACGGCGGCCCAGUCUACGAGAAGUACAUCAGCAAGGGCCUGGACGAGCAGGAGGACAUCGGCGAGGCGCCGUCGGAGAUCGCCAGCACCGUGGACGACCCGGACCUGGAGCUGCCCUCGGAGGACGAUUCCGUUUUAAAAGAAAGGGACAUAAGCUUGCAGAUCUUCGGAAAGAGCGAGCAGCUGGAGGCGGUAGCGCAGUUCGACUUCACAGCCCGGUCGCCGCGCGAGCUCAGCUUCCACUGCGGGGACGUGCUGACACUGUACCGUCAGGUGUCCUCUGACUGGUGGCGAGGGCACUUCCGAGGCCGGGACGGCCUGGUACCCGACAAAUACAUCAUGCUCAAAAUCAGGGACGAGGACCGCAGCAGCAUGUCUGACUCGAGCAGCCAGCCGCGAGCCUCCGUGUCGAGCGAGUGUCCGUCGGCGGUGCCGGCGGCCGCGUCCACCCCCGCGCCCCCGUCCACCCCGUCCUCCACGGGCUCCGGGCCGGCCCCGGAGCCGCCCGACGUCGCCGAGCCGCCCCCAGAGGGCGUGCGGCGGCCGGUCCGGGGCGGCACCCUUCCCCCGGCCGACCCGUCCCCUCCGCUGCCCCUGGCCGCCUCGCUGUCGCUGCCGCCGGCGGCCGGGCGCCGUCCGUCGCGGCCGGCGCUCCAGCACUCGGUCAGCUCCGGAGGCUCCGGCGCCGGACGGCCCGGCCACGCCGACCCUGCGGCCGCCGACCCGGCCCCAGCCGACGCUCCAGCCGCCGAGACCAACGGAGAGGAGGACGCCGCCGCUGCCGCGCCGGCUGAGGAAGUCACCGUGACCUCUGGCGAGGUGACCGUGAAGGUAGCGGCCGGCGCCGAGCCGUCACCAGAGCAGCAGCAGGAGCACACGUUCGGAGCCGUGACGGAGGUGGCAGUGGUGCCGGCCGAGGAGGAAGGCCCCGCUCAGGAGGAGACGCCGGAGACCGUGGGACCAGCCGCGCCACAGCCGGGCACACCGGUGGACGACCUGCCGGUGACGCCGGCUGCCGGGGACAGUCCCAGUGCGGGCGACAUGUCGGUGACCUCGGGUCACGGCAGCGGCCAGUCGGGUGACCUGUCUGCGGACCUGUCACUGUCGGGGGUGUCCGGCACCACGGACACUCCCUCUGGUCUGUCCACCUCCGACCUGGGACACUCGGAUGACCCGGACCCGGAGACGGGCACCGGCGAGCUCGACCAGGCCAUGCGUCAGAUCGAGCUGGUCACGGAGACGCUGCGCGCCGCUGAGCUGUCCGGGGACGCCGCCGUCACGGCCGGUUCCUCUCCGGAGAGGGCCGAGCAGGCGGCGGCGGGCCGCGGCGGCCGCGCGCCCGUCUGCGCCGCCUGGGAGUCGCGCCGCCAGCCGCCGCCGCUGCCAGACUCGUCGGCCAGUGUGCGCUCGCGGCGCGCCCUCUGGGAGACGCUGUCGGCCGGCGGGCCGCGCGAGCGCACCUCCUCCGGCGAGUCGUCCGGCUCGUCGGCGUCGUCCGUGUCCCCGGCGCCGCUGGCGGUGCGGCAGCGCGGACCGAAGCACACGCCCGACCUGGUGAUGGAUCUGCCGCCCGAGUCGCAGCGGCCGGCGCGCGGCUCGCCGCCCGACGCCGCCAGCACGGCCGCCGAGACGUUCGCGCGCCAGAACCAGUGCACACUGCGCCGCAGCGGCCACACGUCGCCGGGCACGGCGCGGCAGGCCGCCGGCGGCACCGAGCGCGAGUCGGCCCUGGCGCCGCCGCCCGGGGCCGUGCCCGUCGAGCCGCCCGUGGUGCCCGCCGGGGUCAGCUCGUUCAAACCCAGGGUCAAGGUCAAGCCCCAGGUGGCGCAGAAGCCCAAACUGUCGCCCGAAAUGCUGAAGAAACUGACUGACGCAUAAUGUGUUUCUGACUGAAUAUGCGCCGCGUGUUGUUGUUUAUCCGCUGUGUGCUGGCGCGCGCCCGCGCGGGGGCGCCAAAUAUGUUGGCGCGCGCUGUGCCGACCUGGCCCUGCGCCCUGUUGAGUCAUUUAUAUACUGAGGUGCGCGCAUGUACUGUGUACAUUUGUGAAUAUAGAGGCCGGGAGUGAGGGAAGCCUGACAGAGAGGGACAGAGAGCUAGUUUUCAGUCAAGUAUAUCCAGCCAUAUACUCGGCGAGUGCUUCCCGACCACUUUCUGCGUCUGACCGUUUUGAUACUGGGUCUCGGCCGACCCGCGCUGGGUGAUAUGCGCCGCAGUCAUGUCCGUAGCGUAGGCGUCAUUCAGUGGAAAAUAAAACGGCAUGUCAUCAA
This is a messenger RNA of Amphibalanus amphitrite, 4539 nucleotides long. Its product is annotated as SLIT-ROBO Rho GTPase-activating protein 3-like. Lineage: Eukaryota; Metazoa; Arthropoda; Thecostraca; Balanomorpha; Balanidae. The coding region runs from base 265 to 4149 and encodes 1294 amino acids. The transcript is spliced from 16 exons. The record is from RefSeq and is a predicted model, not a curated record. Gene Ontology annotation, molecular function: protein binding. Gene Ontology annotation, biological process: signal transduction; negative regulation of cell migration. Gene Ontology annotation, cellular component: cytoplasm.